AUGGGUGGCGCUCUCGCCGCGUCACGCGUGCUGCGCUGCUUCUUGCUGUCCAAGGACGCGGAGGCGCUUCUCCAAUCCGUCCUGGAGCAUCACGGUGCCGCGGAGGGACCCUCUGUGAAUGUCGCCGCAGACACUCUUCCACCCGAGCAGGGGAAUAAAGGCGAGGCGCCAUCGUUUGGCCCUCCCUCUUGCCUGUUGAGAAAUCCAGACAACGCUGUGACAGAGCUGAGGGCGGGCGAAGAGGCAAGUGUCGCCUCUGCGGUUGGCGGUGACGAACUGAAGGACCCUUCGCAACUUACCAGGCUCUUCUCGACGUCACAGCAUCAUCAACAAUCAGACUGCUCCCGCGGGCACGCAGGGCAGAGCAAGUCGACCAGCGUGCCGGCCGACCAAGUUUACUUUACCUUGGAAACUGUGCGUGCGCACCCGAUGAUCAGUUUUCCAGAGAUCUUGACGCAGUGGGAGCAGUUCCUCGCGUUCGACGGUGAUAAGGACGCGGAUCACGUUUCACAGCACCUGUGCUGCUCUGAGAUGGCGUUGCUCAACCUCAAGCUGGAGGACGGUCUUCUUGCCUCGCUAGCGGCGAUGUGUGGCACUCCGCCGCCCAUCGACAAGGUGCCGAGGCACGUGGCCGACGCCCUUCGGUCUGAUUUUUGUUCGGGCAACUACCGGAAAGUGCCGGGCGCCCUUCACGUUUGUCGCGCGCCCCUAUCGCAUCGCGCACCCAAGUCGCCGGCCUGCUACACGCUUCUGCACUUUUCUGCCGAGUUGGGCGACGUAGCGUAUGUGCAGGCCCUUUUGGCCCACUAUCCCUCUGGUUUUCCACUCCGGUGGCUCUCCUCUCCGAUGCACGCUGGCCAAGGCUACCCGACACCUGCGAUGCUUGCCGUAGAAGAACCGGCCAGGGGUGUAGGCUUCCAACCCUUCUCAGCGCUAUCUCCGCCACCGUCGGUAAUGCCAUCGGAGUCGGAAGCCGAGGUGUACGCUCGUGCAAAUACGGAGCUAUAUCCGUGCAAGUGGGUUUCGGAGCACUGUCCGGACCACACGGGGAUGUAUCUCUGUCACCUGGCUGCCGCGCGCGGAAAUGUGCAGUACCUGAAUUACCUUGUCGGCCUUCUGGGCGCGGCGACGGUGCUGAAGAAGCAGCGCUGCGCGCCGCCAGUGUCGCCGCUGAACACCUGGGCCUCUCUUCGCUAUCUGCCUCGCUUGACCGCAGCGCAGUGUGCCUUGGCGUUUCAUCAAACAGCGGCGCUGGAGUGGAUCGAGGCGGCACACCCGUUUGCGCUGGAGGAGAUGGAUCGCAGGACGCUGGUCCACGCCUUAAUGGCGGCAGCGAUACACAAGGACGACCUCACUGGAGCUUUUUCAUUUCUCCGGACGCGCUCGAUGGAGCCGCUGGGCAUACUCGACUUUGUGCCCGCCUCCGUUGGUGCAUCUCGGGCUGAGAUGGGAGCGUCAAAACCGUCUCAGAGCGUGUGGAGCUGCGAGCUCGAUGAGGCUGGGAUACUUCGCAUGGUAUUUGCAGCUGCAGAGGCUGGAAAUGUUGGUGUGCUUCGUUGGUUUGAUGAUGCAUUGGGCGAUACGGAUGUGCGGUGGCUGUGCGACCGGCAUGGCACGACAGUACUGCAUCACUGCGCGAGAGGCUUACACGCAGCGGCAAUGGCGGCGCUGCUUUCGAUCACGGUCGCCACCUCGUGCACAGACUCGCUGCAAAAGCAAGGCAGCGCUCCACGGUCCCCGCCUCUUUGGACUCCUCUCGAUCCCACAUGGAUAGACGUAGAGGACAGCGACGGUCGCACUCCAGCUGUGUGGUGCGUCUUGAGCCGAUCCAAGAAAGGACGGGGGGUGGAGAUGCUGGAGGUACUGCGCAACGCUGGCUCCGACUGGCCGCGUCGCCGGCACAAUGGUCUCUCACUCUUUGAGAUGGCGGCACAGGAGCAUUCACGCCACACGAAGUUGAUGCAGUACCUGAAGCUCCAUAUCAAAGCACCCCUGCAUCGCCAGCGACACUGA
Leishmania major strain Friedlin is the source of this 2013-nucleotide messenger RNA. RefSeq lists its product as hypothetical. The transcript has a single exon. Gene Ontology annotation, molecular function: protein binding. The record is from RefSeq and is a predicted model, not a curated record. The coding region runs from base 1 to 2013 and encodes 670 amino acids. Lineage: Eukaryota; Euglenozoa; Kinetoplastea; Trypanosomatida; Trypanosomatidae.